GCGGCCUGGGGAGGCGGCGGCCUGGCUCGGCCUGGCGUGGCCUGUCAGGGCGCGGGCGGCGGCUGCUCCAGCACCAUGUCCCUGCAGUACGGGGCGGAGGAGACGCCCCUCGCCGGCAGUUACGGCCCGGCGGACUCAUUCCCAAAGGACUUCGGCUACGGCGUGGAGGAGGAAGAAGAGGAGGCGGCAGCGGCGGGCGGCGGGGUUGGGGCGGGGGCCGGCGGAGGCUGUGGCCCGGGGGGCGCUGACAGCUCCAAGCCUAGGAUUCUGCUCAUGGGGCUCAGGCGCAGCGGCAAGUCCUCCAUCCAGAAGGUGGUGUUUCAUAAAAUGUCACCCAACGAGACCCUCUUUUUGGAAAGUACCAACAAGAUUUACAAAGAUGACAUUUCAAAUAGCUCCUUUGUGAAUUUCCAAAUAUGGGAUUUUCCUGGGCAAAUGGACUUUUUCGACCCUACUUUUGACUACGAGAUGAUCUUCAGGGGAACAGGAGCUUUGAUAUAUGUCAUUGAUGCACAGGAUGACUACAUGGAGGCUUUAACAAGACUUCACAUUACUGUUUCUAAAGCCUACAAAGUUAACCCAGACAUGAAUUUUGAGGUUUUUAUUCACAAAGUUGAUGGUCUGUCUGAUGAUCACAAAAUAGAAACACAGAGGGACAUUCAUCAAAGGGCCAAUGAUGACCUUGCAGAUGCUGGGCUAGAAAAACUCCACCUUAGCUUUUAUUUGACUAGUAUCUAUGACCAUUCAAUAUUUGAAGCCUUUAGUAAGGUGGUGCAGAAACUUAUCCCACAACUACCGACCUUGGAAAAUCUAUUAAAUAUCUUUAUAUCAAAUUCAGGUAUUGAAAAAGCUUUUCUCUUCGAUGUUGUCAGCAAAAUCUACAUUGCUACAGACAGUUCUCCUGUGGAUAUGCAGUCAUAUGAACUUUGCUGUGACAUGAUUGAUGUUGUAAUUGAUGUGUCUUGUAUAUAUGGGUUAAAGGAAGAUGGAAGUGGAAGUGCUUACGACAAAGAAUCUAUGGCCAUCAUCAAGCUGAAUAACACAACGGUCCUGUAUUUAAAGGAGGUGACUAAAUUUUUGGCACUGGUCUGCAUCCUUAGGGAAGAAAGUUUUGAACGAAAAGGUUUAAUAGACUACAACUUCCAUUGUUUCCGAAAAGCUAUUCAUGAGGUUUUUGAGGUGGGUGUGACUUCUCACAGGAGCUGUGGUCACCAGACCAGUGCCCCCAGCCUGAAAGCGUUGACACACAACGGCACGCCGCGAAAUGCCAUCUAGCCUGAAUGCCGGUGGUCGGGGUCUGUGCCAGCUUAUUCCUCACUCCAGGGUCAGAUGCCAUGUGCUACAGGACGUGCAAGUUGCCGCUCGGGGGAGUCUGGUGCCUGUUGCACUAGAGACAAGGGGUAGAGUUUCUCAUUUGGAUGAAAACCCCUUCAACCAGUGGUGUGCAACUGAAGCUACUAUUUCUUUUUUUAAAAAAAAUGGCAAAAAAGAAUUCUAUAGACCACAGACCUCAAGUGUCUUUCUCCUCUUGGGGGUCCUACUUUAAGUAGUUGGGAUAUUUUGGACCUGGAGAUAACAUCACUUACCCAUCCUUACCAGAGAAUGUUGCUGUCAAUUACCAGUUGAAAAUAAUAGAAAGAACUGAGUUUUUAUAUGCUUCGCUUAGAUUUUCAUUUGAGUAGUCUCUGAAAAUCCUGCCUUGCUUAAGUUCUAACACUGCCUCUCAGAUUUCAAUUUUGGACCUUGCACACCUCAGACCUUCUAAAUGCAUUUGCUUGCUAACUCAGAAGACACAUGGUCUGACUGCAGCAAAGGACAUUUCUGUAUUUGUUUCUGAGGAAAUGAGAAAAUUUUAUGCUGCAUCAAGUCAAGAGCAAGGCUCAACAGUGGCCGCUGCAUUAGUUCCCUCGGAAGUGUUGAAGAACAAACUUUAAAACAGAAGAAAAUUUUUGCACCUGUGUUUUGGGUACCAGAUAUCUGGGUUCUUGCUCCCACGUUAGAUAAAUGAUUCUGAUCACUGUAACAAAGGGAAUUAAAAAAAAUUUUGUUUUCCCCGCAAUCUCCUCCUCUUAGGAGGGAAAUGCAUUAUGUCACUGAAUUAUGUAGCUCACUUUUCUUUAAACUUGAUACCAGCCCCCACAUUCCUUUUAUUCUAAGCUAUCGAGAUCCUUUAAGAAUUGCUGUUUUGUUGACCCUGAAUGACCCUCAGGCGCUGGUGGACUGUCCACUGGGACUGAGGAGAGCACAUUGGCACCACGACGUGUCGUUAAACAUACUUCGUCUUCAGUAUUCUGAUGCCAAGUGUCAACUGUGGUACUUUCUUCACCUAGGAUAUUAAUUCAUAAUUGUUUCUUUUUGUUGAAGGUUGAUACCCUUUUCCAUCGACUUAAACUUACACGUUAUUUUUACUCCACAUGCCCAGUAGUCAUGUAUUCCAAAGCCACUGGACCACUUGAGUACAUAAGUGCCACUGUUUAAUGAAAUAUGUAUAUUCAGGUCUGUAAACCUAACAGUGUGACUUGGAGUGCUUCCUGCAGACGAUUCUGACUGUUGAGUAUUUACAUGGACCAUGGUGAUAUCCAAAAAAAAAAAAAAUGCUUUUAUAUUUAUAGAUUAUUUCAUUGAACUAUAUAAAAUGGGUAUCAAUAAAUGUAUUUACUCCAGAAUAA
This is a messenger RNA of Lagenorhynchus albirostris (white-beaked dolphin), 2669 nucleotides long. RefSeq names its product Ras related GTP binding C (gene RRAGC). The record is from RefSeq and is a predicted model, not a curated record. Gene Ontology annotation, biological process: positive regulation of TOR signaling; cellular response to amino acid stimulus; cellular response to starvation. The coding region runs from base 76 to 1275 and encodes 399 amino acids. Gene Ontology annotation, molecular function: GTPase activity; GTP binding. The transcript is spliced from 7 exons. Lineage: Eukaryota; Metazoa; Chordata; Mammalia; Artiodactyla; Delphinidae. Gene Ontology annotation, cellular component: Gtr1-Gtr2 GTPase complex; nucleus; lysosome.